This is a messenger RNA of Hippocampus comes (tiger tail seahorse), 635 nucleotides long. It is a transcript of the gene nedd8l, whose product is annotated as NEDD8 ubiquitin like modifier, like. The transcript has 4 exons. Gene Ontology annotation, molecular function: protein binding. The record is from RefSeq and is a predicted model, not a curated record. Lineage: Eukaryota; Metazoa; Chordata; Actinopteri; Syngnathiformes; Syngnathidae. The coding region runs from base 122 to 391 and encodes 89 amino acids.
GUUUAGCGUGUUACACAGGAAGUAGUCCUGAAUCAUCCCGGCGACCUGUUUAGAAGUACUCGCACCACCAAAUCAUUACAUGUUCACAUAAUUUAAAAUUGUGUCAUAUACCUCGUUCAUAAUGCUGAUCAAAGUGAAGACUCUGACUGGAAAAGAAAUAGAAAUUGACAUUGAGCCCACAGACAAGGUGGAGCGAAUUAAAGAAAGGGUGGAAGAAAAGGAAGGCAUACCCCCUCAGCAACAAAGACUCAUCUACAGUGGAAAACAGAUGAACGAUGAGAAGACGGCAGCAGACUACAAAAUCCAGGGAGGCUCGGUGCUCCAUCUGGUGUUGGCGCUAAGGGGAGGGAAGGCGCACCACACACCUGACGUACAACUCGCCUCGUCAUGAACGGCGCUCAAUGCGAUGCCAGCCGUGUGCCAACGCUUUCGGUGUCCUGACAUCAUUUAACCUUGUUACGAUAAAAACAAAAUCGCCUCUCCCACACACAAAAAAGAGAAAAGGUAUUGUGUUCCCUUUGUGAUUGUUUUUGUAACCCACAUUGGCUUUCUGAGUGGAACCUGUUCAUGACAGGCACUCUUGCAGAGUUUUAACAAUGCUGUGGUAAUUGCUUGUGAAUAAAUGCUCAAGUUGA